Drosophila montana is the source of this 2496-nucleotide messenger RNA. Its product is annotated as lipase 3. The coding region runs from base 265 to 1467 and encodes 400 amino acids. The transcript is spliced from 4 exons. Gene Ontology annotation, molecular function: hydrolase activity, acting on ester bonds. Gene Ontology annotation, biological process: lipid metabolic process. The record is from RefSeq and is a predicted model, not a curated record. Lineage: Eukaryota; Metazoa; Arthropoda; Insecta; Diptera; Drosophilidae.
ACCUCAGUUAGCUGACCGAUCAGUGACAACGGAUCGCGCGCCGAGCACAGUUCAAAUUGGAAAACACGCAAAGUAACUGUUCUCAGGAAAUAAAAACCUACUAAAAUCAAAUACUUAAAGCAAUAUCAAGCAACAUCAUGAAUUAACUGAAAACUUAACACUUGUUUAUAUUCUCUGGGCUAGUGGGUCAAGCGGAUAUAUUAUUUUCAAUUGAUGCACUAAGCCGGGAACGCUAGAUCAUUGUACAUUUAAUAUAAUAAUAACAUGUCUCGGUUAUACUAUUGCCUGAUCUGGCUAGGCUUGCAUGCAAAUCUGAUGCUCGCCGAUAUUCUCAAGUACGACCCAGCCAUUAUAGAAGAUGCGCAUCUGCGAACGCCUGGACUUAUCAGAAAGUAUGGCUAUCAGUUUGAAGAGCAUAAAAUUGAUACCAAGGAUGGCUUUCGAUUGACGGCACAUCGCAUACCCAAGCCAGGUGCUCAGCCUGUGCUGUUGGUGCAUGGACUCGAGGAUAGCUCGUCGGCCUGGAUCUUGUCGGGACCAGGUCGGGGCCUGGGCUACCUGCUCAGCGAUCGCGGCUACGAUGUCUGGAUGCUCAACACAAGGGGCAAUCGCUAUUCCCGCAAGCAUCGCAAAUACCAUCCUCUGCACCGCCAGUUCUGGGACUUUUCGUUCCAUGAGCUGGGCAUUUAUGAUCUGCCCGCGAGCAUUGACUAUGUGCUAGCCAACAGUAAGGGCUACAAGCAGCUACACUAUGUGGGCCACUCGCAGGGCACCACCUCCUUCUUUGUGCUGGGCGCCGAGCGACCCACUUACAUGAAAAAGAUCAAACUGAUGCAGGCACUUGCGCCCGUGGCCUAUUUCAAUAAUGUGCAGCAGCCACUGCUCAAGGCUAUUGCUCCCUAUGUACCCGACAUUAUGCGCUUGUCUCAGAUCUUUGGAAUCUAUGAAUUUCCACCGGAGAGGGAAGUGUGGCGCGAAUUGAACUAUAAUCUCUGCAGUUUUGCCUUUCGAAACACAUGCACCUAUCUUAUAAUGCAAUUAAUGGGCGUGGAUUUCGAACAACUUAAUAGUACGCUCGUGCCAAUACUGCUGGGCCAAUAUCCGGCUGGCUCAUCCGUCAAGUCAUUCGGCCAUUAUUCUCAGCAGGUUAGCAGCGGUGGCUUCAUCAAGUAUGACUAUGAGAAUCCCUAUAUAAAUCAAAGACGAUACGGCAGUGCCAAGCCACCAGCGUACAAGUUGGCCAACAUUAACUGCAAAGUGGCCUUGUAUUAUGGCCAAAACGAUGUCCUAACAGCUGUCAAGGAUGUGCAGCGUUUGCGCGAUGAGCUGCCAAAUGUCGUUCAUGAUGAGAAAUUGGCCUACAAGAAAUUUAAUCAUCUCGACUUUAUAUUUGCGAAUGAUGUCAAAGAGUUGCUCUACGACAGCAUGUUCCAGGUAAUGGCAAGAGUCGACAAGGGGGAGCUUUAGUUCAAAAGUUGAAUAGGAUUAAUCACAUACAGCCAUAUGAAAUAAUUUGAAAAUGUGAGCACCUUAGUAUCCCUAGUCAUUUGUGAUUUGUAAGCCGUGAGUGAUUUUUAAUGAAAAGUUUAUAGAUAUAAGUACAUAUUAUAUUUUGUACAUUUGUAUGAGAUUAACAACUUUUAGGUCGCAUUGUUUAUAAAUCCAUCUAAUCAUGUUUAGCUUGAUAUAAAGUCUAAUCAAAUUUAGCUUGAUUUAAAGUUUGUUAAUUAUUUCCUUUCUCCCUUUGUCUUCUUUUAAAUUUGAGUUAAGCCUAUAAAAUAAUAAUGUAAAUAUUUUGUUAAUUUUCUCAGUUACUUUCACAAUUCUGUUCCAUCUAUAAUACAAAUAUAACUAGCUUACCUAUUCUUGAGGAAUAUUUGAUUCCAAUUUAGGAAAUUAUUUUUACAAUACCUCCAAAAUAAUUUAAAGAAAUUAUUUGGCAAUUGCCAUGGACUUGCACCUGUUUCAGAUAUGUUAAAAACUUGUUUAAGUAUGUGUACAUAUUAUAUUUUUAUUGAAAGUUAGAUAAAAGGAAAGAAACUUCUUGAGCAUAUAGUUUAUACACAUAUUUAACUCAUACGAAUUUGAAAUGGAUAUUUUUAAAUAAUUAAGAUUAUUCGUUUUUAGAAUAACCCAUAAGAGUUAUAACUUUUUAGCUUUGCAAAUAGGUAAAACAUCAUAUAAUAUUUUAAGUUCUUGAAUUUCACAACCUUAUAGAACUUCAUAUAAUAUAAAAAGCUGUAUAAAGUAGGCUCUGCCAGUUUUGUUUGAGCAAAAUGUAUAGCUUAUCAAGUAAUUGUAAAAAGUCCAGAUAGAAUUUUAACUUGUUUAAUAGUUUUAAAAAAAAAAGUUGUAUUGGUGUUUUUAUUUAAGCAUGAAGUUGUAUGUGUUCUAUUUACUGUGUAGCCGAUGAAUAUUCGGCGGUAAUUAUAAGUUAUUUACUUUGUAACCCUUAUUCAAUUGAUUUUAUCAGUAAUAUUAAUAUUCAUUAUUUUA